AUGGUGCUGAUCCCGCGCUCGGCGCUGAGCAUGGCCGAUCCCGAGGAGCUGCAGCGGCGCCGCGCCGCCGACGCGGGGAAGGUUAUCAUCAUGAUGUCCAAGGACAACAUCGCAGCGCUGGGGGUCAUAUGCUCGCUCAGCAUACUCGGGGCGAUCUACCUGUGGAAGAUCUGCACCCGCCACAGCUGCUCCUGCCGGAUGUGCCGCAACCAGUACCGCACGCACCACUUGCUCGGGUCGGGGGGCUACGGCUCCGUGUGGCUGGUGGAGCGCCUGGUGGACGGCCGGCAGUUCGUCUCCAAGAAGAUCCCGGUGCGCGAGAUCACCGAGGUGGACGAGUACAGCCUGGAGGCCAAGGAGCUCAUCAAGCUUCGGCACAGGCACAUCGUGUCCUACGAGGACGACUUCGUUCACGUCGAGUACGGCGCCCUGGAGCCGCGGACCUUCCAGGUGAUAAUCAUGGAGUACUGCCCCGAAGGCGACCUCAAGGAGAAGAUCGAGGUGGACUUCAACAGCUUCACGGAGCAGUGGGUCCGAACCAUCUUCGCGCAGCUCCUGCAGGCAGUCCAGUACCUGCACAGCAAGAGCCGUCCACCGGGACCUCAAGUCGCAGAACGUCUUCCUGGCGGAAGACGGGCACGUGCGCCUCGGCGACUUCGGCCUCUGCCGGCGCACGCCCGGCCAGGUGCUGGGGCAGGCCACGAUGUCGCACGCGGGCACCGACUGCUACAUGGCGCCCGAGUGCCUGGCCUCGUCCAAGUACGGGAAGCCCGCGGACAUGUGGUCGCUGGGCUGCGUGCUGCUCGAGCUGUGCUCCGGGGUCUUCAUGUGGGAGCUGGACGGCAUCCUGGGCGCGAUGGUCAUGCAGGAUUCGCAUGCCGUGCACAAGCUGGUGAAGGCGAACUUGGUGCCCGCCGUUGGCGCCGCGCUGGCCGCGCUGGUGCGACGGCUGCUGGCCGUCGGCCCCGCGGCGCGCCCGACGGCCACGGCCUGCAUCCGGAGGAAGCUGUUCAAGCGUGGCUUCUCCAUGUCCCGCCAGCCGUUCGGGGAUUCGCUGCCACCCGCAGAGGACGACGGCGACCGCACGCCCAGCCCGACGAGUGCCCAGCAGGAGGCCAGCGAGGCGAUGCGCAGGCUCGGGAUCACGCCCGCGGACCCCGGCAGCGGGUCCGACGACGACGGGGAGUCGGACACGGAGGACGAGGGCGGCUCCUCGGGCACCGGCGCGGGCGAGCCGGAGGAGCCCGUGGCCCUGGCGGUGCGGUCGAAGACGGGCGACGCGCUCGGGCGCCAGCGCAUCCGACGCCGCAGAGCGAACAAGUGGUACUGA
Molecule: messenger RNA, 1330 nt
Organism: Prorocentrum cordatum
Lineage: Eukaryota; Dinophyceae; Prorocentrales; Prorocentraceae
Source: the annotation of a GenBank genome assembly